Molecule: messenger RNA, 1042 nt
Organism: Alosa sapidissima (American shad)
Lineage: Eukaryota; Metazoa; Chordata; Actinopteri; Clupeiformes; Clupeidae
Gene: zfand1
Product: zinc finger, AN1-type domain 1
Exons: 1
Coding region: 77-892 (271 amino acids)
Biological process (GO): cytoplasmic stress granule disassembly
Cellular component (GO): cytoplasm; cytoplasmic stress granule
Molecular function (GO): zinc ion binding
Source: RefSeq, a predicted model, not a curated record
CUUCUCAUAAUGACGUCGAAAAACCCACGUACCCCACGCAUCAACGCAGUGUGCGUACAGUAAAGCGGAAGAAAUCAUGGCUGAACUAGACAUCGGCAAACAUUGCAAAGUCACGGCUUGUAACCAAAAAGACUUUUUGCCCUUUACUUGUGAUGCGUGCUCUGGUGUUUUCUGCGUGGAACACAGAACUCGUGAAUCACAUUCAUGUCCUCAGCUGAAUGUUCAACGUGAGGUGACUGUUUCAGAGGGUAACGUUAGCAACUUAUACCAAUGUGCAUUUCAGGAUUGUAAAGGCAGAGAACUGCUGCCAGUCAUCUGCCCCCAUUGUGAGAAGAACUUCUGUCUUGCACAUCGACAUCAAGAUGACCACAAGUGUGAAAAACUUGAGACACAGAAACCGCGAAUGGCAGCCACAAAGGAGCUGGUUCAAAAGAUUGUUGAAUCAAAGAAGAAUACGCCGUCGAGUGGUCGUCGUAAAGGAGCGAAGAACAGCGCAACAGCAGCAAAGGUUGCACUAAUGAAGUUAAAAAUGCAUGCAUCUGGAGAUAAAGCAAUACCACAGACGGAGAGAGCCUAUUUUCAAGUUUUCUUGCCUAAAGAAUCCAAAGACCGCUCUGUGUCCAUGUUCUUCUGCACUAAAUGGACUAUAGGGAAAAUGAUUGACACGGCUGCUUCGCAGGCUGGCUUGAAGAACAACAACAACGUGCUAACAGCCAAGAAGCUACGGUUGUGUCAUCCUGAGACAGGUGAAGCCCUCAGAAUGGAUGUUACUCUGCUCUCUCUACUUGAACAAGAACUUCCACUACAUAAUGGAGGCAAUAUGAUCUUGGAGUACCUAGACAGCGGGUGCACUAUGUUGGAUGAUGUAGGAGCAUACAUUCAAACACCAUAAGAUCUCCAUCUUCAGUGCUGAUGUCUUAGAAUUGGAAGUUGUUAUUACCCUGAAAAUCUCUGUUGAGACUUUAUUUUCAAUGUUUAAGUUCAAAAUGCCCAUUAAUGUAUGUUAUUUUACAUAUUGAUAAUAAUAAUGUGUUAAGAUACA